This is a messenger RNA of Fukomys damarensis (Damara mole-rat), 2550 nucleotides long. RefSeq names its product cytokine receptor like factor 3 (gene Crlf3). NCBI's taxonomy places the organism in Eukaryota, Metazoa, Chordata, Mammalia, Rodentia, Bathyergidae. The coding region runs from base 1 to 1362 and encodes 453 amino acids. The record is from RefSeq and is a predicted model, not a curated record. The transcript is spliced from 9 exons. Gene Ontology annotation, molecular function: protein binding.
AUGAAGGCCAUUGAGGCGGCCCGCUCCUUGCAGGAGGCCACAGCAGACAGAACACAGACUGGACCGCGGGGCUUCGGAGGGAGUUCUUGUCAAUUGGGUUUUCGCGCCGUCCUGAGCUCAGAGGGCGGAGCUUACGACUGCUUUGUGGAGGCUGCGCGGACGAUUAAAGAGAGUGCAUCACAGACAAGGAAUGUCCUCAAACAGCAUUUUAGUGAUUUAAAAGAGACCCUUGGGAAGCUCCUGGAUGAGCGGCUGGUGACUCUGUUGCAAGAGGUAGACGCCAUUGAGCAGGAAACCAUGAAACCACUAGACGACUGCCAGAAGCUCAUAGAGCACGGAGUGAACACUGCAGAGGACUUAGUCCGAGAAGGUGAGAUUGCCAUUCUUGGAGGUAUAGAGGAACAGAAUGAGAAACUGUGGAGCUUUACCAAAAAGGCCUCACACAUUCAGUUGGACAGCUUACCAGAAGUGCCUUUGCUGGUUGAUGUGCCUUGUUUAUCUGCUCAGUUGGAUGAUUCUGUUCUGAACAUAGUGAAAGACCACAUUUUUAAGCACGGAACUGUAGCAUCCCGUCCACCAGUACAGAUAGAAGAGCUGAUAGAGAAGCCUGGGGGCAUCAUUGUGCGAUGGUGUAAGGUGGAUGAUGACUUUACAGCCCAAGAUUACAGGCUUCAGUUCCGUAAAUGCACUUCAAAUCAUUUUGAAGAUGUAUACGUAGGAUCUGAAACUGAAUUCAUAGUACUGCACAUAGACCCCAAUGUUGAUUACCAGUUCAGAGUCUGCGCUCGAGGAGAUGGCCGACAGGAGUGGAGUCCUUGGAGCGUCCCCCAGAUAGGUCAUUCCACAUUGGUGCCUCAUGAGUGGACAGCUGGCUUUGAGGGAUACAGUUUGAGCAGUCGAAGAAAUAUAGCACUCCGGAAUGACUCUGAGUCCUCGGGUGUACUCUACUCCAGAGCUCCAACCUAUUUCUGUGGACAGGACCUCAUGUACAGGGUUGAAACUGUGGGGCAGCCAGACCGCCGAGACAGUAUAGGAGUGUGUGCGGAAAAGCAGAGUGGAUGCGACUCUCUGCAGCGCGACCAGGCGGUGUGCAUCUGUACCAAUGGUGCAGUUUUUGUAAAUGGAAAAGAAAUGACUAACCAGUUGCCUGCAGUUACCUCUGGAUCUACUGUCACAUUUGACAUCGAAACUGUGACUCUAGGAACCACCAAUAAUAAUGAAGGCGGAAACUUCAAGCUCCGAGUAACUAUUAGCUCAAAUAACAGAGAAGUGGUUUUUGAUUGGUUACUUGAUCAGUCUUGUGGUUCUCUUUACUUUGGAUGCUCAUUUUUCUAUCCUGGGUGGAAAGUGUUAGUGUUUUAGAGUUUUUUGUUUUGUACUGGGGAUCGAACUCAGGACCUUGUGCUUGCGAGGCAGGCAGCAGCACCACUGAGCAAAAUCCCCAGCCUUCUUUUAGAGUUUUGGAUGCUUGGCUUCAGUUUGCAAAGUUACCAUUGCUGUCCUCAGCCCAGUAUAGUUGUAACUGAUUAAAGAAAAGUUGAAUUCAUCUCUCAGGCCUUUGGAAAUGGAAAAUGUUUACUGGAUUCAUUUUGUAAUAUAGUAUUUUAGCAAUAAGAGAAUUGAAUGGUAGGGACAAACCAUAAUUUAACAAUUUUUUUUUAGUAUAUUGUCAAUUAAAAUAUCGCAUUAUAAUAAAAAUCAAAUUGGCUUUAAAAGUCUAGGAAGAUACAAAAAAGUUCUAUACCCUCUACGGUAGUUCUUCUUAUACUUGGUUAUUAAAAUAGAAGAACUUAAUGUACCAUUAUUUUAUUAAAUCUCCAUCAGGAUUGAAGUUCACAUAAAACUCUGGAAUAAAACAGCACGAAUCGACCCCACAGAAGCCACUCGUGUGUCCUCCACGAGUGUGCUGACUGUACUCCUCCACGUUCAGGUAUUUGGAAGCUGUGUUGAGUUUAUCCCUUAUGUCCGGAAAACUUAUCGUUUCUGCACUUUUUCACAGUGCCUGACAGUGUCUGCAGUAGGCAGUGUUAUCUUUUGCUCUUUCCUCACAGUCUGACUCUGGAUAGGUUUGAGGGUCUAUGCGGGAUGAAACUCCCAGGAUGCAGCAGUGUCAGCGUCGUGCAGUGCGGUCUCAGCGGUGUGUGUGCUAUUUGUGGCGAGGUGUCGUCCAGUUUGAUGUCAAAGAAUGGUCUUUUAAUGGACCAAAGAAAUUCAGGGCAAAACUUGACCUAUUUUUUUAAAUUUAAAUUUGUGUACAAUAUUUAUUUGAAGGGCUUAAUAUGUAAAAAUAAUGGCCUUACCUUGCUAUACCAGCGUACAGAUUUUUUAAAUGUGAAUUUUCUUUUCAUAUUUACCAGUACUAGAAAAGUGGGAGAGCAGUUUUGAUAUUUUUGUAAGAUAAUUUAUUUGGGGAUUCAUGUUCCCCAUUAGACAAUCAUGAUCUUUCUCUUUGCCUUUAUAAAUGUAAGUAGCCUUUCACAUGUUUAGUGACUGUUAAGAGGUUCUGGCAUAUAGGUGUCUUGUCCAGCUGUCUGAAACAAAAUAAAAAAC